Molecule: messenger RNA, 1805 nt
Organism: Leptosomus discolor (cuckoo roller)
Lineage: Eukaryota; Metazoa; Chordata; Aves; Leptosomiformes; Leptosomidae
Source: RefSeq, a predicted model, not a curated record
GGUUCGUUGUGGGCCAUGCCGGAUUGUAUCAAGCCCUGAUCAUGUUCGCAGUGGCAUACUUCAUCAUUGGCAUGACAGUGCUGUCCGUGUGCGCCAUUGCCACCAACGGGGCGCUGGAUGCCGGAGGAGCCUACUAUAUGAUCAGCCGUGCCCUAGGCCCAGAGUUUGGGGGCAGCAUUGGGAUCAUGUUUUUCCUGGCCAAUGUGUGUGGCAGUGCCCUCUAUGUGCUGGGGCUGGUGGAGGCAGUGGUGGACAGCUUUGGGAUCCCACCUGGGCAAAAAGUGGGCACAGGCGUCCACGUCCUGCCCCAGAGCUACUGGUAUGAGCUGCUCUACGGCACCGUGCUGCUGGCCCUCUGCCUCGUUGUGUGCCUCGUGGGUGCCUCCAUCUAUGCCAAGGCCACCUUCCUCAUCUUCCUCAUCGUCGCGGGUGUCCUGGGCACCGUACUCAUCAGCUUCUUUGCCAUGCGGCCCAUUGGGGUGCCCAUCCGCCUGCCGUACUUCAAGGAGAACGGAUCCUUCACUGGCUUCUCCCUCACCACCCUGCGAGAGAACCUGGGAGGUGGGUACGAGGUGGACUACACCACUGGGCAGAUGAUGAGCUUCAGCUCCGUCUUCGCGGUGAUGUUCAACGGCUGCACUGGCAUCAUGGCAGGCUCCAACAUGUCAGGGGACCUGAAGCGCCCAAGCUACUCCAUCCCGCGGGGCACCAUCUCCGCCGUGCUCUUCACCUACCUCGUCUACAACCUGCUGGCUUUCCUCAUGUGUGCCACCUGCAACAGGACCCUCCUGCAGAAAGACUACGGCUUCUUGCGUGACAUCAGUAUCUUCCCACCCCUGGUCACCGUGGGCAUCUACGCUGCCACUCUCUCCGCAGCCAUGAGCAACCUUAUUGGGGCAUCCCGCAUCCUCUAUGCCCUGGCCCGGGAUGAUCUCUUUGGCCGGGCGCUGGUGCUGGCCAAGAAGACAUCUGCCAGCGGGAACCCAGUAAUGGCAGUGAUCCUCUCCUGGCUGGUGGUGCAGCUGGUGCUCUUCUCUGGGAAGCUCAAUACCAUUGCGGGGGUUGUGACCACCUUCUUCCUUCUGGUUUACGCCACCGUCAACCUGGCCUGCCUGGCACUGGAGUGGGCAUCGGCCCCCAACUUCAGGCCCACCUUCCGGUACUUCACCUGGCACACGUGCCUGCUGGGCAUUGCGGGCUGCUGCGUCAUGAUGUUCCUCAUCAGCCCCGUGUCAGCCUCGGCAAGCCUGGGCUUCCUCCUCCUCCUCCUCCUCGCCCUGCACUACCUCUCGCCCAGCAGCACCUGGGGCUACAUUAGCCAGGCCCUCAUCUUCCACCAGGUGCGGAAGUACUUGCUGAUGCUGGACGUUCGGAAGGACCACGUCAAGUUCUGGCGCCCGCAGAUGCUGCUGAUGGUGCAGAACCCGCGGGGCAGCGCCCGCCUCAUUGACUUCGUCAAUGACCUCAAGAAGAGUGGCCUCUACGUCCUGGGCCAUGUUGAGCUGCAGGACUUGGACAUGCUGCCCUCGGACCCGCUGCAGCCCCAGCAGGACUCGUGGCUGAGCUUGGUGGACAAGCUGAAUGUCAAGGCCUUCGUCAGCCUCACCCUUGCGCCCUCUGUGCGACACGGUGUCCGGCAGCUCCUCUUCACCUCUGGCCUUGGCGGGAUGCGCCCCAACACCCUGGUGCUGGGCUUCUAUGAUGACACGGCACCGCAGGACGGUCUAGCCCGGCACCCCGCCUUCACCAGCACUCGCGAGGAGACCCCCCUGGGCUUCCCCCCUCUGCGGGCACCCGCCGCCCCC